UCUGGCUACGUCGCAGAUCACAUCGAGUCCAGCCACAGUGAGCCAUCUUCGGUCGAUCGGUCACCUUCCUUGCGUGAAACAUGGCUGCUCGAAGGAUCGCUAAGUCCUCCGUCGACUGGGCCGCCUUCGCCGAACGCGUCCCAUCGAACCAGAAGCAGUCCUUCCAGGCCCUCAAGUCGAAGUCCGAUGGCUACCUUCGCAGGGUCCUGAGCUUGCCGGAAAACCCGCCUCCGAUCGACUUCGCCAUGUACCGUUCCCGGUUGGCGAAUCCUGCUCUUGUAGAGAAGUUCGAAAAGUCGUACAAGGCCUUCAGCGUGCCUUUCCCGAAGGAGCACCUGACGCCCAAGAUCGAUGCUGAGGAGCAGGCUGCGAAAGAAGAGAUGGCAGCUUUCAUCUUGGAGUCGAAAGACCGCAUUGAAGAGUACAAGAAAGAGCUGGCAAGGUUUGAGGCCAUGAUCCCAGCGUUGCACAUGACCAUGGAGGACUUUGCGGACUACUUCCCCCACGAGAAGAUCGACGUCGACAACCCGACGUACUGGCCGCACGACGGCAGCACCGACUACGACGACAGUCUGGACUACGCAGACCAGGGCGACGACCAUUAGACCACUACACCGUGCACGCCGCAGUCUUCACAGACGCGCGCUUCGCUUAGUGUGGCUUCGUCAUGCUUAGCAACUAUGAGCCAAGCAUGCGAGAGAGAUCGAAGUAAAGAGGUUUACAUUAGUAGCA
Molecule: messenger RNA, 732 nt
Organism: Rhipicephalus sanguineus (brown dog tick)
Lineage: Eukaryota; Metazoa; Arthropoda; Arachnida; Ixodida; Ixodidae
Gene: ATPsynD
Product: ATP synthase subunit d, mitochondrial
Exons: 5
Coding region: 81-605 (174 amino acids)
Biological process (GO): proton motive force-driven ATP synthesis
Molecular function (GO): proton transmembrane transporter activity
Source: RefSeq, a predicted model, not a curated record